Candoia aspera is the source of this 2227-nucleotide messenger RNA. It is a transcript of the gene DEDD2, whose product is annotated as death effector domain containing 2. The record is from RefSeq and is a predicted model, not a curated record. Gene Ontology annotation, cellular component: nucleolus. Gene Ontology annotation, biological process: extrinsic apoptotic signaling pathway via death domain receptors; regulation of apoptotic process; apoptotic process. The transcript is spliced from 6 exons. The coding region runs from base 290 to 1381 and encodes 363 amino acids. NCBI's taxonomy places the organism in Eukaryota, Metazoa, Chordata, Lepidosauria, Squamata, Candoiidae. Gene Ontology annotation, molecular function: DNA binding; protein binding.
GCGCAUGCGCGGUCAGGUGCCUAGCCGUGGGGAGCGCAGGCGCAGAUGUGUCGAAGGUGCCAGAAAGAUUGAAACGGCGGCGGUGACGGCUGUGGCGACGGGAGAUCCGAUCCUUGUGUGGUGAAAUUGGAAUCUGAAAGGAUCCUCCUUCAAGCCUUCUGAUCAAUUUCUGUAUUUUCUUAAUUUAAGUUGGCAAGAUACUCUUCUUUUUCCAUCUGUUUUCAGAGUACAGCAUAUCCAUUCAAUCCUAGCUUGUGCUCUGUAAACGUCCUAGCAUUGGUUUUUCUACAUGGCUGACAUAAGAAGGCAACUUUUUGCCCACAUUUGGGAAGAGGAAGAAUGCCUUGAGUACUAUGGGAUGAUUUCCCUGCAUCAGAUGUUUGAAGUAAUUGGUUCUCAGCUCACAGAGAAUGACAUGGAAGUGCUCUCAUUCCUUCUGGAUGAGACACAGCCCUGGACUCAUCCAUUGGAUCCUGCCCUGUGGACUGUGGCAGCAGCAGAAGAAGGUGGUUUUGAGAUUGCCUCACCAGCAUUAGAGAACUGGAAGAGGAAAAACCAGUGCCAGUGUAAUUUGGGCAAGAAUGAUGGCAAUCUUGAGGCAGUUGCAGAGAAGCGGCGGCCAAAGAAUGGUGUCCAACUGUUUCUGGAGUUAGAGAGGAGAGGCAAAUGUGAUGAAACCAACUUUGUGCAGCUUUUACAGUUCCUGAGGGUGCUAACAAGGCAUGAUCUAUUACCAUAUGUUACCCUGAAAAGGCAGCGCACAGUUUCUCCUGAGAGAUACACCUAUGGACCAUCCGUUCUGUCAGCAGACCAACAAGUGGACAACUGUCUGAAUUCAGCGUCUUCAGAGCCUCGGCAUGAUCAAUGGGAGACAGGCUCUAAUUCAAGCAAAAGGAAGCGAGUAAGCAGAGGACGAUCAAAGGCUACUCCUCCCUGUAGACGACGGGGAGCUAAAGCAGCUUCUGCUCCAAAGCAGGAGGUCCCAGCUCCCACCAAAGUGACUUGUGACAUCCGGCUUCGUGUUCGGGCAGAAUACUGCGAGCAUGAGCCUGUCUUGCGUCAGAAUGUGAUGUCAAAUAAGCAGAACCGUUUGGAGCGUCAGUUUGAUGUGUUUGGGCAGUCGAACACUAUCCUGAAAUCCCGUGACCUGGGCUCUAUCAUCUGUGACAUCAAGUUCUCAGAGUUGUCCUACCUGGAUGCCUUCUGGAGCGACUAUAUGAAUGGCUCACUGCUUGAGGCGUUGAAAGGAGUCUUCAUCACAGACUCGCUCAAAGAAGCUGUGGGUCAGGAAGCUAUUCGGCUGCUGGUCAAUGUGGAUGAGGAUGAUUAUGAGGAGGGGCGGCGUUUGUUACUGGAAAAUGUUAUUCCCCAGGUGUGGUAAUGGCAGCAUCUCGGUAACGUAGGGUACUUCUUUUUUUACUACUUGAUUAUUGUUGGAUAUAGACUUCAGGAAAAAUAAAAAGACUUAAUCAUCAUUCCGUCAUGUGACAGGGCUGGAUCUUGGCAGUGACGGGACUCCCAGGAAUCAAUUGUGCCACAGAAGCUUUGAAAGAGCAGCCAAGAAUGGUCUUGAUGGACACUCAAGUGUAGCAGAACAUGAGCACAGGCAAUAACUCGGUGUGGAUUCCUCUCAUUUGGAGUGAAUGGAAAAUCUUUGGGAGAGAUCAUUUAUCCUGCUAAUGAAGCAUUAAAGGGCCUUGAUGCUCUUUCAGCCUGACUUGUGUAUAUCAUGCUUGCUACCCGUACUUGUCAUUUUUGUGUGUGCUCUUGCAACACUGGAGAGUAGUCUAAUUUUGCCAGGUAGCAGGUACACUUUAUCGAAGGAUGGCAGCAGAGCAGGCUGCUUUAACUAUUUUUUUUUGGAAGAGAAAUCUUAUAUCUCUCAAAUAUGCUGGGGUGGAUUUCUUCCCUUAAAUGAAAAAAUACAACCCAGCCCCAUGUUGUGAGGGUUGAUCAUAAGGGUGGAAGCUUGAGUCACUUUUCUAAGGACACUUUUCAAUUCUGUGGUGGUUUGUACAUAAUAUAAAUAAUAGACUUUAAAAAGAUGAAAAGGUUUGGGUUGUAUUUCUGGUAAAGGAAGCUGCUAAAUUGCAGUUGGAAGAGCCAGAAAUAUGUAAUUUAAAAAUUGUAUUUUUUUUACCAAAAAAACCCACAAACCACUUUUGGACAAAAUUCUUAAUGUAUUGUAUUUGCAAGUGACAAUGUUAAUAAAGAAGAUAAUUUGCAA